CUUCCAUGGGAUUGAAUAAUGCACCGGAACGACCAAUUGUGCAAUUUCGGAACAAUACGAAUGAUUUUAGUGAGAGACAAAUUGCGAGAAAUGAUGAAUUUUAUGGAUGCAAGAGCAAUGAAACGCACAUAUGUUUCCGUGACGAUUUUCAAUGUUACUUUAAUGACAUCGUGCCGAAGCAAAUGUCACGUGUACUGAUGUUUGGAGUUAUUGUACCAUCCUGUCUUGUGUUGAUAUGGAUUUACAUCCGGAUUUAUCUCAUUUUUAAGAGGACGAUGAAUCGCAGUCACGGAAACGACAACUCAUCCCUUAAACCCGAUUGGAGUCACAUUUUUCUUUCCUUAUUCGAGUGCUGUUGUCCCUUCAGAAAAUCUCCUGCCAAAGAAAUGGACCAAAAAACGCGCGAACUUCAAACAACCAUCGUCCUUCUCAUCACAGUUUUAUUUUUCGUCAUUUGCUGGGUCCCUCUUUACAUCAUCGACGUCUUUUUCUCGUUCGACUCCCAAAGUCUCAGCAUCACGAUAGAGACCAUUAACGCCUUGAUCGUGCUGCGACACUUCAAUUCCGUGCUAAAUCCCUUCCUGUACGCUUAUCACAUGAAAGGAUUCAAAAAAGCCCUAAAACGAAAAUUAAUUUGUUGUUGCAAAAAGGACGAUGACGAAUGGGAAAAAACUGGAGGCGGAUCAUCAACGGGUGACAUUUUGCGAUCCAGAAGUACGAGAUUUUCGAUGUUUUGCGAACAAAAGGCGAAAGUUUGAAUCGAUUUGCGAAACUUUUUUUUACGGUGCAAAAAAAAAAGUUUAUUUUUCGACA
Culicoides brevitarsis is the source of this 813-nucleotide messenger RNA. Its product is annotated as adenosine receptor A2a-like. Gene Ontology annotation, cellular component: plasma membrane. Gene Ontology annotation, biological process: G protein-coupled receptor signaling pathway. Bases 6 to 758 code for a protein of 250 amino acids. Gene Ontology annotation, molecular function: G protein-coupled receptor activity. NCBI's taxonomy places the organism in Eukaryota, Metazoa, Arthropoda, Insecta, Diptera, Ceratopogonidae. The record is from RefSeq and is a predicted model, not a curated record. The transcript is spliced from 3 exons.